Molecule: messenger RNA, 555 nt
Organism: Oikopleura dioica
Lineage: Eukaryota; Metazoa; Chordata; Appendicularia; Copelata; Oikopleuridae
Source: the annotation of a GenBank genome assembly
AUGAAAUUUACGGAUGAAGACAAAAUUCUAGAAGAAGCGAGAGAAGAAAUCUCGGUGGAUCAAGAACUGACAGAACUUCGAAAUGAAGCCUCUUUUCUUCGCAAAGAAAACUUCGAAUUGAAGGAGAAAACGAGAGAGCUGGAGGAGACGAUCAGAGAUCUUCGUAGAAACAUGGCGAUGAUGCAAGUGACGGACGAGGAAAUCGAAGAAAUCCGCGAAGAAAUGAACGAGGAAAUCAAGGAAGACUUCUCCGUCCAAGAAUCCAUGCCGAAAAGAUGGGUUGCUUUUGGGCCAACUAGCUACUCUCAAAUGCGAAACGGGGCAAAGAUCAAGUUCACCCGAGGAAAAGACAUCCUCACUGGUUUCGUCUGCUGGGUCGGGGAAACGCCAAAAGGCUCGAAAAUCAUGCGAAUCGGGGCUGAAACUGAAGAGCCUCUUGCUAACCCAGACGACUGUGGAGACUUGUGGGAAGGAGACAAGACGAAGCAGGUGCUUCUUGCUCUGGACAAAAUCAUCGUCGCCUGGGACUGGGAAACCAUCUUGCCCAAGUUGUAG